AUGGGGAGGGAGGAGCUGUUCCUGCCUGGGGGUCGGGUGGUCUUCUGCGAAGCCUUUCUCACACACCUGCCUGACCCCAGCCCCGGGGCCCACUGGUCUCCGGGUACUCAAGAGGACCUGCAGACCUGUGACAGCGACCGAGGGCCCGGGGCAUUGUCCCUGCCUCGUUUCCCCGGAGUCAGUCAAUCCUCCCAGCACCCUGGAAGGGUCAGCCCGCGCGUCCACCGGCCACCUGGGAGCUCCGGGACCCGCCCCGGCCACCUGCUGCCCGCCCCCCCCCCCCCGCCGCCGCUCGCAGCUGGCCCCCGCCCCUGCCCGGCCCCGCCCGCCCCUGCCCCACCGCCCCGCCGCGGCUGGUGGCUGGGUGCGAGGCCCCCGCCAGUCGCCCGGGAGCUGUCGCCAACCGGCGGGGAGCUCGCCUGGAAGAUGCGCCGUGUGGCUGCCGGACUGGGGGAGGCGAACGCAGAAGGGGCGAAUGUUCUGGCUGGCUCGGCCGGGCGGGGCACCCCUGCCCGUUUCCUCCCUCUCCGCCUGCCCGGUCCGCCACCCCAGCUGGGGUGCCUGGGGAUGUCAUGCCCACCGCCUCCCCCACCCCGGAACUGCCUCUCCAGGAGUAAAGUCCCUUUACAGCAGUACCUCUUACACUGGCGCCUGAGGGCGGGUGCUCUCAAGGCCGUGUUCCUAGUCUUCACCUCCAUGUGUGCCUGGUAUUUGGGGUACCUGUUAGCAGAGCUCAUUCCAGACACGUCCCUGUCAAACACUGUCUAUAACAUCCGGAGCAUUGGUGAGAGACCCAUCCUCAAAGCCCCAGCCCCCAGAAGGCAAAAGUGUGACCACUGGACCCCAUGCCCCCCUAACACCUAUGCCUACCGGUUACUCAGCGGGGGUGGCAAAGACAAGUAUGCCAAAAUCUGCUUUGAGGAUGAGAUGCUCAUAGGAGAAAAGACUGGAAAUGUUGCAAGAGGAAUAAACAUCGCCAUUGUCAACUAUGUAACUGGGAAGGUAAUAGCUACACAAUAUUUUGAUAUGUAUAAAGGCGAUAACUCUGGACCAAUGACAAAGUUUAUUCAGAGUGCUCCUCCGAAAUCCCUGCUCUUCAUGGUGACCCACGAUGAUGGAAGCAGCAGACUGCACGCUGAUGCCAAGGACGCCAUAGCAGCGCUUGGGAGUAGAGAAAUCAGGAACAUGAAGUUCCGGUCGAGCUGGGUGUUUCUUGCAGCAAAAGGCUUUGAACUUCCUUCAGGAAUUCAGAGAGAAAAGAUCAACCACUCUGAUAAUACGAAGAACAGGUAUUCUGGCUGGCCUGCAGAAAUACAGAUAGAAGGCUGCAUACCAAAAGAAUCAAGCUGA
This is a messenger RNA of Cynocephalus volans (Philippine flying lemur), 1350 nucleotides long. It is a transcript of the gene FAM3B, whose product is annotated as FAM3 metabolism regulating signaling molecule B. Gene Ontology annotation, biological process: insulin secretion. Lineage: Eukaryota; Metazoa; Chordata; Mammalia; Dermoptera; Cynocephalidae. The transcript has 11 exons. The record is from RefSeq and is a predicted model, not a curated record. The coding region runs from base 1 to 1350 and encodes 449 amino acids.